Haemonchus placei is the source of this 1464-nucleotide messenger RNA. The record is from the annotation of a GenBank genome assembly. NCBI's taxonomy places the organism in Eukaryota, Metazoa, Nematoda, Chromadorea, Rhabditida, Trichostrongylidae.
AUGGACGACUCAGGGACGGCAAAUCAACCACUAGUUAUAAAGCAUCUCGAUGACAUUGUCGUUCUUGGACGAUACACGAUGCUUGUCUGUCUUCUAACAGAACUAGCAUUUCUUUCGCAGUUAUCAAAUACAAUGUAUAUGGUGUACGCAGGUUCCUCGCCCAUGAUAAGAGGGUGCGGUAAUAUGACGUUUGCUACUAUGGAGGAAGCAUGUGCUAAUUUACAUCAAUGUGAAGGACUUCCUUUAGAGUUAGAAAGCCAAUUCUUCUCAGUGAAUGAAGAGUGGGAAAUCCAUUGCGAACAAAGAUAUUUGGAGCGGCGGAGUACUUCACUGCAAAUGCUCGGUGUGAUGAUUGGUUCUCUCAGUUCAGGGCAAAUCAGCUCCUCAUUGGGUAGGAAAAAGCCGAUGGUAGUAUGCUUGACAAUGACCGGCCUACUAAGCCUGGCCACUUAUUUCGUCAAUGAUCUCGUUCAAUUCACUAUUAUUCGUUUUAUUCUCGGCAUAUUCACAGGAGGUCAUUCAACUGUAGUGAUGGUCUAUUUACUUGAAAAUAUCCCAAAGAAAUCCCGGAUGUGGAUCAACACUGUCAUCAAUUAUUCGCCCAAUGUAAUCAUUCUCGGCAUCAUUGCCUACUUCUUUCAACAUUGGCGUUCCUUAGCGCUCGUCAUCUCCGCUCUACACAUACCAGCUGUGAUUCUUAUGAUACAGCUACAUGAGAGCCCUCGAUGGCUUGUGCAACGAGGGAAAAUCCAUGAAGCGCGACGUGUCAUACUCAGAAUAGCUCACAUCGACGGUGACAAAGCGAAAAUCGACGAGAAGAAUCUUGACCAAAUCCUCAAGCAGGAACAUGCUCAAUUCGAAAUCAUGGGAAAAAAACGACAUACGUACUGGCAUGUCUUUAAAAAAGCUCAUCUAGCGUUUCCACUUUUUGCCUGUAUGGUAGUGAACUACGCAAAUAUGUUCAAUCUGGGUAGUUUAUCUGGAUCGAUCUAUCUGAACUCGAUUCUUGUCGGUUCACUUCGAUACUCGUCGAAUCUCACCUGUGGAUUACUCGACUAUAAGUUCUUGUGUUUUGGACGAAAACGAGCACAUACUGCUUGCCAACUGCUCGUGCUAGUGUCGCUGCUUACGUCAACAGUGAUUUUCUACACCGAAAACUGUGGGGAGAUUGUGAGGAUCUGCGUGUUGAUAGUUUGCGCCAUGGCAUCGCAGAUUGUGAUCGUCGACUCUGUCGCUUGUAACGAGCUCUUUCCCACUUCGGUACGAACCUUAUGCUACUCAUUUGUGCAACUAUGCAGCCGGAUGGGUAUCGUCAUUGCUCCCCAUGUGUACUCAUGGGUAGGUACACUUUCCUAUUUCCCUUUUUUUAUAAAAAUGAAUCAAAAGGGGGUGCCACUCAUUAUUUUGUUGUACACGAAUCGAAUGUUCUUAUGCAAGAAUGUUGAGUAUUUGUUAAAGAGAUAA